GUGGGGCAUCACUGAGCCGAAGCCCAAGGAGUACUCGUUCAAAGCCUACCGGCAGCUGGUGAGAGAGGCCAAACGCCGGCGCCUCAAGGUCCAGAUGGUCAGCUCCUUCCACCAAUGCGGCGGGAAUAUCGGUGAUGCAUGCUACAUUCCCUUGCCAGAGUUCGUGCGGAAGGAGACGGACAUUUGGUACAAGGAUGCUGGAGGGAAAGAAACCCAGGAGUACAUCUCUCUUUUCGCCGACGAUGUUGUGGUGGGUGGGCGAACACCUCUGCAGAUGUACAGUGACUGGUUCACAGCGUUUGCAGCAGAGUUUGCAGAGGACCUUGGCGCCCCCAUCAUCGAAGUGAUGGUUGGUCUCGGGCCCUGUGGAGAAAUGAGGUAUCCCGCCUACCCGCUGGAUCGCUGGAGCUUUCCGGGCAUUGGCCAGUUCCAAUGCCACGACAAGCAUGCACUGGAGAGCCUGAGGGGCGCAGCCCAGGCAGCGGGCUGCGAGGACUGCGCCUCGCCUCCGGCAGCAGGGAACUACGACGAUGAGCCGAAGGACACCGAUUUCUUCACGAAUGGUUACUCGUCGGAGAAUGGCCGCUUCUUCCUGGAGUGGUAUUCUGACUCGCUGAAGAAGCAUGCCGUCAACAUCCUGCAGCACGCCAGCCAGGCCCUGGGAAAGGAGGUGAAGAUUUCAGCGAAGAUUUCCGGCCUCCACUGGUGGUACGACUCCAACUCCCACGCAGCCGAACUCACGGCGGGCUACUACAACACCAAUGAGCGCAAUGCCUAUUUGGAGAUAGCAAAUGUGAUUCGCGAUGCUGGUGCGCAGGUCCUUGACUUCACGUGCCUAGAGAUGCGCGACUUGGAGCAGCCCGCGCAUGCGCGCUCGAGCCCGCAGAAGCUGGUGGCGCAGGUGAUCCAGGCAGCCAAGGAGGCGGGGCUGGCCUUUGCAGGCGAGAAUGCUCUGCAGCGUUACGACCAGCGAGCCUACGAGCAGAUGCUCUCAUACAAGGAGCUCAGGGAUAUGACUUUGAAAGGGAGCUUCAGACAUGAGGCGCUUUUGGUUGGUGGCUGCUAUGAGUUCGGAGGGUAA
Molecule: messenger RNA, 1081 nt
Organism: Symbiodinium pilosum
Lineage: Eukaryota; Dinophyceae; Suessiales; Symbiodiniaceae
Source: the annotation of a GenBank genome assembly